AUCAUUUAGUAGUUCCUCAAAUUUUUUAAAAUAUCCUUUUGUAGUAUACUUUUAUUUUUACAGAACAAAAAUGCACGAACUACCACCACUGGCUGCUUUAUCAAGCAAAACUAUAUGCAAACCACUGAAAACAACACCAAAUCUGGCAACGACGUUAAAAAUAAUAAAUAAUUUGGACAAAGGUGAAAAUGUUGCACAAACAGCUAAUAUGUGUAAAACCGAACCAGCCAUUGUACGAGAAAUAAAAUCCAAGAGCGAUGAUAUUAAAACGAAAAUGAUGGCUGUAGGUCCUGAAAAUGUUAAAGUAGUUAAAUUAUCUCUAGAACCUAUUAUAAAUCAGAUGGAAAGCAUUUUGAUGGAAUGGAUUACUAAGAAUAAAAAUGAUGUUGAACUAGAGUAUUCGACCAUUAGAUCAAAGGCUUUAGAAAUUGUUGAAGAUCUUGCAAAAAAUAAUGAGCGAAAAAUAGGAAAUGUUUCUGUUUAUCUUCAGAGUUAUAACUUCAAUGCUAGCAGAGCUUGGUAUGAACGAUUUCUUAAAUGUCACAAUUUACAGAAAAAAUCUAGAAAAGAAUGCAUAAUAAUGAGGGAAAAAAACGUCAAAG
Ctenocephalides felis (cat flea) is the source of this 602-nucleotide messenger RNA. RefSeq lists its product as uncharacterized. The transcript is spliced from 2 exons. The record is from RefSeq and is a predicted model, not a curated record. Lineage: Eukaryota; Metazoa; Arthropoda; Insecta; Siphonaptera; Pulicidae. The annotation marks the transcript as partial.